Symbiodinium sp. CCMP2456 is the source of this 822-nucleotide messenger RNA. The record is from the annotation of a GenBank genome assembly. Lineage: Eukaryota; Dinophyceae; Suessiales; Symbiodiniaceae.
AUGGCCACCAUCCAGAACACGGUGACUUCCCACCCAACGACAUGGGCGCACUCUGCCUGGAACUUGCAUCGCAACAGAUGCCGCCGGCCUUACUCGAGGCACAUCUUGCUGAAGGUGGCUGUGGCUUCUCUCCCUUCGCUCCUCACAUUGCGAACUGGGCAAAGGCACUACAGGGGCAGAAGUGUGAGAGCUCGCGCCAUCCAUGGUCUGCGAAUGCGACUUCCUCCCGGAGCGACAGUUUACUUGACAGGCGUGGCACAGGAGCUUGAAGGAGAACCAUGUGAAGUUCUGAGCUUCGACAGAUCUGGGAGGUGGCUGGUUCGCUUUUUGCAUCCGCGCUUUCGCGAGCGUGCGGCUCUUGUCCCUGAGCAGUGCUUGCUGUUCGGGUACUGCAUCCAGCCUGAGCACGCCACGAGUCCGGCAUCGCUGUCGACUUCCGUCGUGCUGGUGGAUACACCUCGAGCCGGAAGGGGCUUGGAGGUCGUGGAGCCCAUGGCGGCUGGCAGUUCUUUGUUCAAGGAGAUGCCGUUCCUGUUGACAGCGAACGACGUCAAUGAAGUUUGCAGAGCUCAUCUCAAGAUGCGUGCUGCCGCGGGCAAGGACGAUUCCCAAGGCAAGGCGCUCGAAGCCUUCGCAUCUCUUUCUGCUGGCGACGGCUUCGAUGCGCAGGCAUUGGCGAGAGUGCAGGCUCAGGCCAGCGAAGUUUGGCAGGCUAUGAACUUUGGACGGUCAGAACAGCCGGAUGCUGCGGAGAUUCGGAAUCUGGCAGCGGUUCUGCUGCGUUGGGAGGCCAACCGCAGCGUGACCAUGAGUGGUGCGUAG